AUGGCACUCGUCGAAAGCCUCCGCGUCGUCCGACGGCCACGUGUAACCACGCCACGCUCGACAUCACCGGUGGGCAUCGCGCACACUUACCCGGACGCAAAGCCUGCGCCGGCGCCCCCGGACCACGCGGCAUCAAUCUGCGGAGCACGAGGCAGCUUUUUACGGACAGCGCGGCGCCGACCUACGGAGCACGUGUCGGCGAGCGCCACGUGCCCGCGUCCGCCACGUGCCUACGACGGCGCGCAGACUCCGCAGCGACCGCGGAAGCCACCCGGCGCGCCCCGCCCCCGGCGCUCCACGGCGCCCCCUCCGCGCCGGCGCCGCCUUCGUGCCACGCCACGCCCACUGCGCGCGCACGUGCUCAAGCGCGCAACUCCAUUCUGCGCGCCCCCAUCGGCGUCGCCCCGGCAUCGCGGCCCCCAUCGGCGUCGCCCCGGCAUCGCGGCCCCCAUCGGCGUCGCCCCGGCAGCGCGGCCCCCACGUGCUUCGUGCUCGGACGCGAUUUCGUCGUCCGCGCCACGCCCACUGCACGCGCAACGUGCUCACGCGCGCACCAACAUUCUGCGCGCCCGCAUCGGCGCCGCACCAGCGACGAGGCGAAAAUUAUCCUUUUUUUCGGUUUAA
Molecule: messenger RNA, 624 nt
Organism: Cydia fagiglandana
Lineage: Eukaryota; Metazoa; Arthropoda; Insecta; Lepidoptera; Tortricidae
Product: ESX-1 secretion-associated protein EspI-like
Exons: 2
Coding region: 1-624 (207 amino acids)
Source: RefSeq, a predicted model, not a curated record